AUGGAAAAAUACCAGAGUUCAAAGAUGACCGUCAGCGAAGUUUUGACAAUCGGACGUGAGAGUCUGGAACCCAUCGAUCUUCGUUCUGUAGAAGACACUCCAUGGUAUUUCCUAAGGCAGCUCAUGUCGCUGAACGUGAAUGCACGGAAAGUACACAUAGAGCAAUCACAAUCAGGUCUAACCAUAGACUUUACCAAUCUGUUAUCUGAAACCGAUAACCUAGACCAUUCGGGAGACCUCCAUCUCCUGGAUGUCCUGUGCAUCCUCCUGCAUUGUUCCGACAGCUUUUUGCAACAGGAGAUUGUGACGAAACUGUCCAUGUGCCAGUUCGCUGUGCCACUUCUACUCCCGGCUUGCACUAGUUCAGAGUGCACCUUCAUGUUGUGGGCAUUGAGGGACAUCGUUAAAAAAUGGAGACCCCACUCCCUAGAAGAUAAGAAUGGAUUCAAGGAAGACAAUGUGGUGAAUAUUGCCAUGCCGUUUUUUUCUUUUGUGAGGCUAGAAAAAUCCAGCUUAUCCAAGGCUGCCAUCCUGAACCAAAUUCUAAUACCACCUCAGCAGCAUCAUAACUUCUUCAUACACCGGGACAUGGAAGGUGGAUACAUUCCGAAGAAACUCUCCGAGGGCCUAGUUGAGAUGUCUUGGUAUUUCCCCAAUGGAAAAGGACAGUCUGACAUAUUUCCAGAGCCCAUCGCCGUUACGAACCUUCAUGGCAACAUCUCCUCUUACUGGAGGCAGUUCUGCCUCCUAACCCAGAUAUCGUCUGCAGUUUUCAUAUUUGCAGACAGUAUUAGCGAGGUGGAGUAUGCGCAGUUGUCCAAGCUCGGAGAUACCAAAACCAAAUAUUUCUUUGUUUUCCAAAACCUGGGAACAAAUGGCUCCACGCUACAGUACUUGAAAGGUUUAAACUCGGCGUUAAAAAUUGAUGACAGGCAUUUCAUUUUUAAGAAGAAUAAGAACGAUGCGGCUUUGGUUCAACACCUGCAGAAAAUCAUGAAAGAGUUCAUUGAUAAGCCCACCAAGCCAGUCACCUUGGAGAGGAUGGCAGACACCGCUUGCGAGCUUGGGAUUCGUCUAGACGAGCACUCCAAAGAAUGUAAGUCGGCAAAACAGAGAGCGUUGAAAAUUACGCAGAGGAUCAGGGAUGUUGCGGGGUACAAAAAAGAAACAAUGAAACUGCAAGGGGAUCUUUGUAAGGAACUGGCCAGGACGAGAAAAGAAAUAUGUAGAAUGAGAAAGCAGGGGGAUGAAAAUUCUCAAAACUACAGGGAAAAACAGGAAAACAAGAUGAUGGGUUUAAUAAAGCAGCAGUAUAGGCAAACUACAUCGGCAGGCAUAGAUGCCUUCAAGGAGUCAAUGUCACAGCUCAGUUGUUUAGAGAGAUGCUAUUUUCUGAAAUGGGUGAAGUUUUCUCUCGAUUCGAUUGCUAGAGCCAACCUAUCAAAAUUACAGCACCGGUACAAAGCCAAAGACAGCUUAGCCCCAUCGGACCUCAAACAGCUAGAUCUACUCAUGUCCGAAAGCUCUCUGGGUGUUGAGCACUUCAUACGUGAGUUGGGUCAGUUGUAUGAUGCAGAAUGCUAUCUUCUGAAAAAUAAAGAGAUUCAAAACAAGGAACGGAAAUUUGACAAGCUCCCAGAAAUCGCUGCAGACCUUUUAUUGGAUGGGUUUCCACUGGAACUGAUUGAUGGAGAUGCCUCCAGUAUACCACUAGAGUGGAUAACUAAUGUUUUGAGUGAGCUGGAUAAGCGGACAGGAGGCCACUGCCGAAUUAGAGUAAUAACCGUCCUGGGGGUACAAAGCACAGGGAAAUCCACCCUUCUGAACACCAUGUUUGGUUUGCAGUUUCCUGUGGCCAGUGGGCGAUGUACAAGAGGAGCCUUCAUGACUCUCAUUAAAGUUAAAGAGGACUUUAAGGAGGAGUUAGGCUGUUCUUUUAUUUUGGUACUCGACACAGAAGGUUUAAAAGCUUCGGAGUUGUCUUCUCUGGACGGAAGUUACCAACAUGACAAUGAGUUAGCAACCCUAGUGGUUGGCUUGAGUGACAUUACUAUCAUAAACCUUUCCAUGGAAAACGCGGCAGAAAUGAAAGAUAUUUUACAGAUUGUAGUCCACGCGUUCCUAAGGAUGGAAACCAUUGGCAAGAAACCGAAAUACUACUUCGUACAUCAGAAUGUCGCUGAUGUCUCUGCUAGCGCAAAUUGCUUUAGAGACAUGAGAAAGCUUAUGGAUGAACUCGAUGAAAUGACAAGAACUGCAGCAAAGAUGGAAAAAAAGAGUGGAGUCAAUUCUUUUUCUGAUGUUCUGGAUGUUGAUCAUGAGUACCACAGCUGGUACAUUCCCGGUCUCUGGCAUGGUGUUCCACCAAUGUCUUCAGUAAGUACAGGUUACAGUGAAAAGGUUUAUACGUUCAAAACACACCUAUUACAUGUCAUGAAGACAUCUUUAAGAAAGCCCCAAAUGUUGAGAACGUUUUCUGAAUGGAUAAGAAGCCUGUGGGAGGCGGUCCAAUAUGAAACCUUUAUCUUUAAUUUCAGAAAUAGCCUGGUGGCAGAUGCCUACGAUCAGCUACAUGUUAAGUAUAAUGAACUGAAGUGGGACUUCAGCAAAGUCAUGUUUAAAUGGAUGCAGGAGACAGAAAACCAAAUCAGGAACCAGCCAGAGCCACAGAAAGAGCCAAGCUUGGAUCCAAACGAGAUACUUGAGAGAGAAGAGAAGAACAUGCGGGAAGCUUUAGAAAAGUAUUUUGAAAGCGGAUCUGAAAACGUCAAUCUGAUAGAAAGAUACAGAGAAGAAUUUCUCAGGAGUGUGAGCUCCCUAAAGAAACAACUGGAAGACGGUGUAAGGCAGAGGUUAAACGAAUAUGUACAAAUUCAGAGAGGGAAGACUGAGAUUCAAAGACACCAGAAAAGAUUUAUGGAAGUUAUCGAAAAGAAAGCCGCAGUGAAAUACCAAACCCUCAAGAACCGCAAUAACAGGCUAAAUCACGAUGAAGAGUUUGAGAAAAUAUGGAACGAAACAUUUGUGGAAACAAACCUGAUUAGUCUGAAUGUACGGAACAUCAGUCAAGAAAUCCUACAACUACUUAGAAAAGACAUGCAGCACAGCAUUGGAGGCGUCACUAUGAAGUUAAACGGUAUAGACAACCUGAAGGACUAUAAGAACAGGUGCUUUGCGGCCCAGCCACAUCACUUUGAUAGUGGUUGGUACAACACAGCCUCUAGGACAGUCUCAGUUAACUAUCCUGACAAUCGACUGGUUCAAAUGAACAAGUAUGUCAAUACAUUGCUGCACAAAUAUAAAAUGUACGUCAUUACCAAAAUCAAUACAAAAGAGGAUUACCAUGACACCUAUUGCCAAGAACUCUUAAACAUAGUAAACAGAGAUCUCCAAGAAAGUGCUGCCGAGAAACUCCAUAUCUCACCUCAGUUUGUGUUAGACUUGAAGCUCCACAUUUUGGGGAGGGCGGCUCCAAUGUUCCAGAAGAUGCACGAGGACUUCAUCCAGGAAAACGAUCCAAGGCUUAGCUUGGAAAAGUUAAAACCUCAGUAUCUCGCCACCUUUAAGAACAUAUUCCUUGAGACUGACCAAUGUAAAAAGAGGGCAGAGGACUUUUGCCAUUCUUGCCUGAAACCAGCCAUAAUAGAUUUUAUUUACAAAAACCUCGGGAGAGAAAUUGUGGACGACAUUCUGGUCAGCGAGCACGCCAAGGAAUAUAGUAGUCGGAUGUUUUUCCAGUUCAACCUGCUUAAAAAUUUGCUGGAAGAAGACGACUUUAACGAGUACAUGUUAUAUAUCAUGGAAUACGAAGAGUUUGUGAAGAGCAAACUCCAAAAACAUAUAAAAGGCAAAUUUGGAAAACUUGGCGGCCUUAAACAUUUACAUGAGAAAAUUAUUAAUAGAAUCACACACGUGGUCAACAACGCAUUGGAGGAUCGAAAUGUACAAGGAAGCGCAAAUGUCUCUUCCUUUUUGGAACAGUUUUGUGAACUUUUACAAAAAGAAUUGGUCAUUUCAAGGAAUACAAUGAACGUGAUAUUAUUCCAGAACAAGCACAAGGCCCAAAAUUUUUCUGAAUGCAUACAAUCUUUUUUCACUAAACUGGUGGAUGAGAUUUUACAAGAGAUGAAUUCCCUAGAGAUCGACUAUGUGCUUUCCAUGGUCACUCUGAAACCUCAGGAUCAGCUGUUUAAGAGAGUUUUUGGAUGCGGCAAGCUAUGUCCAUUCUGUAAAGUCCCCUGUGAAGCCGGAGGACAUGACCACGUGCAGCAUUUUGCAUCGGUGCACCGACCUCAAGGGCUGGUGGGGUACAAAGACCUCUCAACCCAUGUCCUUUGUAACUCCAUAUGCUCCACCGAUGUGGUCGGAAACGGAUGCUUUAGAAAUUCAAACACAAACUGGGUCCCUGAGCCUUACAGAAGUUACCGGAAGUUCUAUCCGGACUGGGUCAUUCAAUGUGAUCCAGGCAUCAACGCCUCCGAUUACUGGAAGUUUGUCUUAAAAGAAAUUAAUGACCAGCUUGCAGACGAAUAUGAUUCGAAGCCGGCCCAGAUCCCAACAGGUUGGGGAAAAAUAACAAAAGAGCAUGCAAUGAGAAGUCUAAGGGAAUUAUUUAAUCUUUAA
Nanorana parkeri is the source of this 4623-nucleotide messenger RNA. Its product is annotated as up-regulator of cell proliferation-like. The record is from RefSeq and is a predicted model, not a curated record. Gene Ontology annotation, molecular function: GTP binding. Lineage: Eukaryota; Metazoa; Chordata; Amphibia; Anura; Dicroglossidae. The transcript has a single exon. Bases 1 to 4623 code for a protein of 1540 amino acids.